ACGGUCGUCGCUCAGGUCGGUCCCCCCUCUUAAACCCUCCCUCCACUUAUACGAUAUUACGAUUUCCCAAUCCCAAUUUCUAGGAUUUCGAUUCCUCCAUCGCCCUCAGUUAUCCUGAAUUCCUUUCCCAGGAACAGGAUUUUAGCUGGAGAGUUGGAUAGGGGGUAGGGAUGAAGAUACAGUGCAACGUGUGCGAGGCAGCGGAGGCGGCGGUGCUGUGCUGCGCGGACGAGGCGGCACUGUGUUGGGCCUGCGACGAGAAGAUUCACACGGCCAACAAGCUCGCUAGCAUGCACCAGAGAGUCCCUCUCUCGAGCUCAUCCUCUCAGAUGCCCAAGUGUGAUAUCUGCCAGGAGACAGUUGGCUACUUCUUUUGUCUAGAGGAUCGAGCUUUACUCUGCAGAAAAUGUGAUGUUGCCAUACAUACAGCGAAUGCUUAUGUAUCUGCGCACCAGAGGUUUUUGCUAACUGGGGUAAAAGUUGGUCUUGAACCUACUGAACCCGUUGCUUCCUCUUCCUCAGGGAAGUCUGUCUCUAGAGAAAAAGUCCCAGAAUCUGAAGCUCGCUCUUUUUCUAGAAGGGACUCGUUGCCCUUGGCUGGGCAAUACAAUGAAGUAUUACCCAACCCUGUUGGUGGAGUUGGGGACUUUGCAUCAUCAAAGGUGUUGUAUACUGGGGGCUCCUUUGCUGGAAUCAUCCCCCAAUGGCCUAUAGAUGAAUAUCUUGGACUUCCUGAAUACAAUCAGAACUAUGGCUACUUAGACAAUGGAUCAUCUAAGGCUGAUAGUGGCAAGCUUGGGGAAUCCGAUUCCCCAAUUUUAAGAGCUUUUGAGGAAGAACUGGAUGAUGAUGAGUGCUUGGGUCAGGUGCCAGAGGCCUCAUGGGCUGUGCCACAGGUCCCUUCUCCACCUACUGCCUCAGGGCUAUACUGGCCGAAAAACUAUCAGAAUGCAUUGGAGGGUACCGUUUUUGUUCCUGAUAUAUGCCACUCGCGUGCUCAGAAUCCCAUUCAUUAUCAGCAUAAUGGUACAAUCUCAAAACGGAGGAGACAACUCUAAUCCCUUGCUGCUAAGUUCCAUAACUUGGAUGUCUCUGUGUUUUGACUGCACCUGGUUUGGGCAGGGUGUGCUAAUAGAAUUGUUAGAUAUUGUCCUCCUUCAGAGCCUAGUAAGUAGUUUAAAGUUUGAACUCUGUUUGUAAUUCCAACUACACGUUUGUUAUUUGAACUGUCACUUCCCUCUGUAAUUAGAUAUUUCUGAUUUUCCACUUACAUUUUGGGGUUUGUGAGAUCUUGCAAUAAACGACGUGUUGGUCCUUACCGGACGAAGA
This is a messenger RNA of Juglans microcarpa x Juglans regia, 1329 nucleotides long. RefSeq names its product B-box zinc finger protein 22-like. Gene Ontology annotation, molecular function: zinc ion binding. Lineage: Eukaryota; Viridiplantae; Streptophyta; Magnoliopsida; Fagales; Juglandaceae. The record is from RefSeq and is a predicted model, not a curated record. Gene Ontology annotation, cellular component: nucleus. Gene Ontology annotation, biological process: photomorphogenesis; regulation of DNA-templated transcription.